Recurvomyces mirabilis is the source of this 4671-nucleotide messenger RNA. It is a transcript of the gene GDB1, whose product is annotated as bifunctional 4-alpha-glucanotransferase/amylo-alpha-1,6-glucosidase. The record is from RefSeq and is a predicted model, not a curated record. The transcript is spliced from 3 exons. Gene Ontology annotation, molecular function: amylo-alpha-1,6-glucosidase activity; 4-alpha-glucanotransferase activity. Lineage: Eukaryota; Fungi; Ascomycota; Dothideomycetes; Mycosphaerellales; Teratosphaeriaceae. Gene Ontology annotation, biological process: glycogen catabolic process. Bases 1 to 4671 code for a protein of 1556 amino acids.
AUGGCUCCUCAGCAGGUCCAUAACAACGAGGUCUAUCUCCUACCUCUGAAAGACGAUGGCUCUCCCGAUCUGCCCGGCGAGCCUCCAUACAUCUACCUCAAGCCUCCCACCACACCUGCUUACAGCAUACGGUUCGAGAUCGAUGGCACGAGCUCGAUAUGUCGACAAGGCAGCUUGUGGGUCAACAUACCCGGCGAGGGCGAGCACUUCGACCGGAAGAACUUUAAGGAGUACAAGCUUCGACCGAGCUUCAACGAUGUGAUCAAGAUUGAUAUUCCCGUCCACUUCGCUGGAGCUUUCUCCUUUUACUGCUCAUACACGCCACUACCGCCCUUUAGUACAGCAAAGGUAGAGGCACCGAAACCAACCCAGACUCAGACACACUAUAUCGAUGUCUCGCCCAGCCUGCACAUUCAGAAGCAGCGUGUACCACUCGAUGCCAUCUCCAUGAUCUCAACACUCUCCAAGUUCAUGGGCAAGUACUCAGAAGACUGGGACCGUCAUCUUCACGGCAUCAGCGAACGUGGGUACAACAUGGUACAUUUCACACCUCUCAUGAUGCGUGGUGACAGCAACUCGCCCUACUCGAUCUACGACCAACACACUUUCGACAAGGACGUGUUCCCGAAUGGUGAGAAGGACAUCGAGAGCUUGAUCAGCAGGAUGAAUCACGACUACGGACUCUUGGCUAUGACCGACGUGGUCCUGAAUCAUACCGCGAACAACAGCAAAUGGCUGGAGGCUCACCCAGAUGCUGGGUACAAUAUUACGACUUCGCCCCAUCUCAGAUCUGCGUAUGAGCUCGACAGUGCUAUGCUCAAGUUCUCCGCCAACCUCAAGAAUCUCGGCUUGCCAACUCAUCUCAGCAACGAGGGUGAUCUCCUCCGCAUCAUGGAAGCCUUGAAAGUGCAUGUUCUCGGCACCAUCAAGCUUUGGGAGUUCUAUGUCUGCGACGUCGACAAGUGUGCUCAAACAGCGGUUGCUGCAUGGCAGGAAGGGAGGGCUGAUCUGAACGUGUCGAUCCCGCAGGACGCUACAAGCUGGUCGCUGAAGCAGAAGGCGGACUGGCUUCGAGAAUACGCAUGUCCAGGCAAGGAUCGCAUGGGCGAGCGCUUCCGUCGCAAUACUGUUCCUGAACGUGCUGCUACGCUGCUGCAAGCACUCUUCGGCAAGUACAACACAAAAAUCAACAGCGAGGCCGACACUCGCACUGCUUUCGGCUCGAUGCGUGCUUUUAUGAACGAAGUCAAUCUUGACUGGUAUCGCGAGUACGACGCCGAUGUUGCUGCCAUCGUUGAGCAGGUCUUCAACCGCACGAAGUAUAUGCGUCUUGAUGAGCAUGGCCCACAAGUUGGCGACAUUACCAUCGAGAACCCACUCAUCGAGUCUUACUUCACCCGGCUACCUGUCAACGACAUCACAUCGAAGCACGACCCUGAUUCGCUUGCGCUGGCCAACAAUGGCUGGGUGUGGGCAGCAGAUGUCAUGCGUGAUAAUGCUGGUCCAAAGUCCAAGGUUUACCUUCGCCGCGAGCUGAUCGUCUGGGGCGACUGUGUCAAGCUUCGCUUUGGUACCGGUCCGGAAGACAGUCCUUUCUUGUGGAAGUUCAUGACCGACUAUGUCCAGCUGAUGGCCAAGCACUUUGUGGGAUUCCGUAUCGACAACUGCCACUCCACUCCCCUUCACGUUGCAGAAGCUAUGCUCGACGCUGCUCGAGAAGUUCAGCCAAACCUUGUCGUUGCCGCUGAGUUGUUCUCCGGAGACGAGAAGAUGGACUUCGUCUACUGCCAGCGGCUUGGCAUCAGUUUCCUCAUUCGUGAGGCAAUGCAAUGCUGGUCCACCGCAGAAGUUUCUCGCUUGGUGCACAUCAACUGCGGACGACCUAUUGGAUCUUUCGAGGUCGACGACAUCUCUAGCGCGGAUGCGAAGCCUCAGGCGAAUGGCGCUUCCAAUGGUGUGCCACAAGGCAAGGAGAUCGCCCACAGGAUCGUGCCGUCCAAGAUCCAUGCGCUGCUCAUGGACUGCACCCACGACAAUGAGACACCUGUGCAGCGCCGCGAUGGUCGCGAUACGUUGACCAACUCCGCUCUUGUGGCCAUGUGCGCCUCUGCGUCUGGAUCGGUCUUUGGCAUGGACGAGCUGUACCCGCAACUGGUGGAAUUGGUGCACGAGACUCGUCUGUACUCUUCUCCCUACAGCAACCUCAAGCCUGGCGAGAGUCUACGCAUCGGACCAACCGAAGGCACCGGCGGAGUCAAGCGCCUGAUGAAUCAGCUCCACAGCAUCAUGGGCAUGGACGGUUACGACGAGUGCUUCGUGCACCAUGACGGCGAGUAUAUCACUGUGCACCGCAUGCACCCCAAGUCUCGCAAAGGCUACUAUCUCAUCGCGCACACAGCGUUUCCAGGCUACGGCAACAGCAAUGCAGGCUUCGGACCUCAACGUCUUACUGGGACCAAGGCGAAGCUUCUAGGCGCUUACAGUUUGGAGUGCGAUCAGAGCUACGAAGCUAAGCAGGCUGCUAUCAAGGACAAGGUUUUGCGCGGUGUGCCCAGCAAGACCAAGGAUAUCAAGGGUGUUCAGUGCGAAAGCCGCGGUGAGGAUACUAUCAUCACUGUCCCGUCGCAAUUCCCACCUGGCUCGAUCGCCGUCUUCGAGACCUGGAUUCCAGGCGCAGAGCAUAGCGAGGGUUUAGACAAGUAUGUUACUUCUGGAGCUCGCGAAGCAUUCCAGAACGUCAAUCUCACCGACUUGAACGCCAUUCUGUACCGCGCCGAUGCCGAGGAGCACGCAAUGAGUGGCGAUGGAGCAUAUACCAUCCCAGGCCACGGCGCUCUCGUCUACUGCGGUCUUCAGGGUUGGUGGUCUGUCCUUCGCGACAUAGUAGCCCACAAUGACCUUGGCCACCCUCUUUGCAACCACCUUCGUGACGGACCAUGGGCCAUGGACUAUAUCGUCAACCGCCUCGACAAAUUUGCUCAGCAAGACAUCUACAAGAACCUCACUGGACCAGCUCAGUGGCUCCGAUCGCGCUUCGAUGCUAUCCGGAAGGUGCCUAGCUUUCUCCUUCCCCGAUACUUUGCCAUGGUCAUUGGCACUGCACACCGUGCUGGCUUUAACCGCGGGAUCGAGCAGAUGAACCAUAACGUCCAGGGCGGUCAGCACUUCCUCAAGAAGCUUGCGAUAGUAUCGUGUCAGAUGCAGGGCUAUAUGACGAACGCGUCGCUUUGGCCAAAGACGCUCGUGCCCUCGCUUGCGGCUGGUCUGCCUCAUUUCGCUCAAGACUGGGCUCGAUGCUGGGGUCGCGAUAUCAUGAUUGCCAUGCGUGGUCUCUUGCUCGGGACAGGUCGUUUCGCCGAUGCCAAGGAGCACAUUCGAUGCUUUGCCAGCGUGGUGAAGCAUGGUAUGAUUCCCAACUUGCUCGGAUCGUGCAAGCUUCCGCGAUACAAUAGUCGUGACUCGGUCUGGUUCUUCCUUCAGAACAUCCAGGACUACUACGUGCUCGCGACUGAUGGCCACUCGAUCCUCCAAGAGCGUGUGCAACGCCGCUUCUUGCCAUACAAUGAUGAGUGGUUCGCCUGGGAUGACGCCAAAGCCUAUUCACAGACCAGUAGCAUCGAGGACGUCAUCCAGGAAUGUCUCCAGCGCCAUGCUUCUGGCAUGCACUUCCGCGAGUACAACGCUGGCCCUGGCAUCGACAGUCAGAUGAAGGAUGACGGCUUCAACAUUGACAUCGAAGUUGACUGGAACUCCGGCAUCAUCUACGGCGGCAACGAGCACAAUUGCGGCACAUGGAUGGACAAGAUGGGCGAGUCCCAGAAGGCGGGCAGCAAAGGCGAGCCCGGCACGUCCCGUGAUGGUGCACCAGUGGAGAUAACCGGUCUGCUGUACAGCACCCUAAAAUGGGUCGCCGAGCUCAAAGCCGCCAGCCACUUCAAGUACGACGGCGUCACGACCCACGAAGGCAAACUCAUUACCUACGCGCAAUGGGCUCAGAAGCUGAAGGACAGCUUCGAACACGCCUAUUACAUCCCCACCAACCCCGACGAAUGGUCCAAAUACGACGUCAACCCGAAGAUCGUCAACCGCAUGGGUAUCUACAAGGAUGUCCACCGUGGCAAGAAGGAAUACAGGGACUACCAACUCCGUCCCAACUUCCCGAUCGCCAUGACAGUCGCUCCGGACCUCUUCGACCCAGCUCAUGCUCUCGGUGCGCUGGAAAUCGCGGACAAGGCUCUUAUGGGUCCCAUAGGAAUGGCCACCCUUGAUCCUUCGGACCAGGAGUACCACCCCGAUUACAUCAACUCGGACGACAGCGACAAUUUCCAGACGGCCAAGGGGAGGAAUUAUCACCAAGGACCUGAAUGGUGCUGGCCUCGUGGAUUCUUCCUCCGCGCGCUGCUGAAGUUCGAUCUGAUGAGAUGUACGACGAGAGAGGAGAAGGUCGAGGCGUUCCAGCAGGUGACGCAGAGGUUACAUGGGUGUAUGCAGAUGAUUCACGAUAGUCCUUGGGCUGGCUUGACGGAGCUGACGAACCGCAACGGCUCGAUGUGCCAUGAUUCGUGUCCCACGCAAGCGUGGUCCGCAGGGUGCAUAAUAGAUCUCUACGACGACGCGAGCAAGUACAGCAUCGAGCUUCUCAAUGGCGGCCAGGCACCUAGCACGUCUUGA